CGGUCGAGCGGAGGCUAAGCCCGGCGCAGGGGCCCGGUCGCUUGCGUCGGGCUCCCGCAGCCCGCGCGCGAGGCCAUGUCCCAGGGGAGCAGGCGGGAAGAGGCACGGGCGGGCGGCAGCAGCAGCAGCCUCCGGAGGCAUCGGAGUCACAGCGAAUCCCUGCCCAGCUGCAGCUCCCAGACGGGCCAUAAAGAGCAGGAGCGGAAGGAGCAGAAGAGAAAUAAGCGGGUGGUGCAGCAAAUCCAACAGAUCCAACACCUGGAGUCCUUCUAUGAGAAACUUCCUCCAGGGCUAAUUAAGGAAAAUGAAACUAAACCAGAGGACUGCAUUCCUGAUGUACCUGGCAAUGAAAAUGCACGAGAAUUCCUAGCACAUGCUCCAACCAAAGGAUUAUGGAUGCCUUUAGGAAAAGAGGUCAAGGUUAUGCAAUGCUGGAGAUGUAAACGAUAUGGACACCGAACAGGGGAUAAAGAAUGUCCUUUCUUCAUCAAAGGCAACCAAAAAUUAGAACAGUUCAGAGUGGCACAUGAAGACCCCAUGUAUGAUAUAAUAAGAGAAAAUAAACGCUAUGAAAAAGAUAUGAGGAUAGAGCAGUUGAAACGGUUGCUGGAAGACUCCACAUCAGAUGAAGACAGCAGCAGUAACAGUUCCAGUUCCUCAGAGAGUCAGGAGAAACGCAAGAAGAAGAAAAAAGAAAAGAAGAAGAAGAAGAAAAAGAGGAAACACCGAUCUUCUAAAUCAAGCAAAAAGUCUGAAUCGGAUUGAGGAGAUGGCUGCCUUUAUGUCCAUGAGUUGUAAAGGAGCCAAAGAACAUUCCUUCAUUUCUGUUCUACCUGCAGUUUGCAUGCUCUACCUUCCUUGCGUUUGAAAACAACAACAACAAAACCAAGUUAGGUUAUUUACUGUACGAGCUGCUGCCAAGAAAAACUACUUCUGGGGUAUGCACCGGUAUGUGCAUGAGCGCAUGCACACUGACUCUUCCCUUUAGCUAUUUUUGUAACAGGUCCCUCCACCCUUUUUUAGUCUGUUAAGACUUCAACAAUCAAUCAAUGUAGGAAAGGGGAAGCUGCCAAUAGGGAAGUUCCAAAAAUAGCUCCCAAGAUAUACACAAAUACCUUUUCAUCAAAGCCUAGGAGCCUUUAGUGAAAAGGAUUCCUGUAGUGGCAUGUCACCAGAGUGUCUGCAGUAUGGCAGAAGGCCCAGCCUUCACUGCAAGAAGCUUGAUGGAUAAUAUGCAGAGGCAGAUGAAGAAUUACAAAGGGGCUUGGUGUGGGCUUCACUCACAACUGCUGCAGCUGAACUUCUGCUCUAAAAAGUGGCUUUGUACAAAGCACAAUCACAACUAUAAUCAUCUACCACAAUACAAGAGUACAUUUUAUGAUUUAAGUUAUUUUCAGAUAUUCUUUAUCAUAAAGCUGCUCAAUUUAUCAUCCGUCUUCCAGCUACAUCUGACACAGCAGGAAGGGCUCCACAGAUUUCUGUAAGACUGGAAUUGGAGUCUAAGAAAUUGUAAAACAACCUACAGGGGUGAUGGGCUGCGUUAAGCUAUGCAGAUCACACAUUUUGAAGGUCUGGUUUAAAUCUCCCAGGCCAGGCAAACUCCUGAUAGUCAUUAGUUUAGAACACAUCAUGAUAUACAACAUGGGUAUGGAAACCUGACAGACUAUUUCUUUGAAUGGGGCAAAGUGAUGUACGUUGGAAUUCACAAUGGCAUUUUCCUUUUAAGCAGUAACACGACAGAAUGCUUUAUCACAGCCAAAUGCUUUGUCAUAAUGGAAAGCUAGAUUGUGAUUUCACUUUGGUUCCUGGGACUCCCAUUUUACUGACAACAAAGCACACUUAAAACAGAUAGAAAGCCCUC
Candoia aspera is the source of this 1861-nucleotide messenger RNA. RefSeq names its product RP9 pre-mRNA splicing factor (gene RP9). Gene Ontology annotation, biological process: RNA splicing. The coding region runs from base 76 to 765 and encodes 229 amino acids. The transcript has 6 exons. The record is from RefSeq and is a predicted model, not a curated record. Lineage: Eukaryota; Metazoa; Chordata; Lepidosauria; Squamata; Candoiidae.